This is a messenger RNA of Alternaria atra, 1653 nucleotides long. RefSeq lists its product as uncharacterized. Gene Ontology annotation, biological process: transmembrane transport. Bases 1 to 1653 code for a protein of 550 amino acids. NCBI's taxonomy places the organism in Eukaryota, Fungi, Ascomycota, Dothideomycetes, Pleosporales, Pleosporaceae. The record is from RefSeq and is a predicted model, not a curated record. Gene Ontology annotation, molecular function: transmembrane transporter activity. The transcript is spliced from 5 exons.
AUGUCUUCGACUUCCAGAGACGAUGUAGUAAUGGACACUGCAAGUGUCGAAAAGGCGUUUACAGACACACCUCCCAAUGAAGUCGAGCCCGUGGCUGCGGCCGAUGAAUCGAAGUACAUUACAGGUGUCAAACUCUACCUGAUCAAUGCUGGUCUUACAGUCUCUAUAUUCCUUGUGACUCUGGAGUCCACAGUCAUCAGUACUGCAAUUGUAGACAUUACCGACGAACUGGGCGGUUACGAGAAGAGUUCAUGGCUCUUUACAGCAUAUAUGUUGACAUAUUGCAGUCUUCAGAUGAUCUGGGCGAAACUAUCGGAUAUCGCAGGCCGAAAGUACACACUCAUCGCUGCACUACUCAUCUUUACCUUGUUCUCAGCACUUUGCGGAGCUAGCCAGACACUCAUACAGCUCAUUAUGUUUAGAUGGUGUCAGGGUAUCGGAGGCUGUGGUGUAUAUGCACUCACUCAACUGAUAUUCAUGGAGAUUGUUCCACAGAAGAAGUUGCCACAAUACAUGGCAGGUGUUAGCAUGGUGCUUGCGCUCAGCUUGAUCACAGGGCCGCUUCUUGGUGGCGGUAUCACACUGCAUGGAAGCUGGCGGUGGAUCUUCCUUCUGAACGUUCCUGUGGGAGUUCUUACUGCCGUCUCACUAUGCUUCACGCUUCCGAGGACGUUGUUCAACGAACCAGCUGCUCAGCAGACACAUCCCAUUGUCUCGAAGCAUUCUCUCCGUCGACUCGACUUCCUAGGUGCGACGUUGAUGCUGGGGACUCUUGUGCUGCUCGCUACCGGUCUUCAACAAGCAUCGCUAGACUACGCAUGGUCGUCAAACAAAGUUCUUCCUCUACUCGUCGCUUCUGUACCCUUCGCGAUCGCGUUCUUCAUGUGGCAAUGGUACGCAACGCAGCGUCGCACCAACCCAGAACCUGUUUUUCCUUGGCGCUUCUGUCAAAGUCGCAUACAGCUGGGCAUGAUUAUAAACACCCACCUCUCCGGCACAGUAAUGUUCGUAUGUAUCGCGCAAAUACCUCAACGCUACAUCACUGUGAAUGGCCUCUCCCCCCUCGCCGCCGCCGUCCGUCUACUCACUUAUGGCGCCUUCGUACCCUUUGGCAGUGGAAUCGCUGGAGCAAUGAUGGGCAAGCCCAGAAUACCGCCAUGCUGGAUUAUUCUCGCAGGCUCCCUGAUGGAGAUUCUCGGUAUUGCGUUGCUAGCACAGAUUGACACUUCGUCGCAUAUCGAUGCUAGUCAGUAUGCGUUCCAGAUCAUUGCUGGAACGGGGACUGGACUUGUCAAUUCUGGGCUUAUCAUGCUUGUGCCGUAUGCGAUGGAGAAGAGAGACUUGGCCGUCGGCUCAGCAGCUACAUCACAGUUCCGCACUCUGGGCGGUCUAGUCGGUAUCGCCAUUGUAACAUCCAUUUCUACGCCUUACAUUCGCUCCCACCUGACCGAUAUCCUUCCACUGGAACUUGCAGAAAGCCUGCUAGAAAGGACGGAGCUGGUGCAGCACUUGCCACCUGAUACUCUGGAGCGAGUGAGGAUGUUGUUUGGUGAAGCGUAUAACCUACAGGUCAAGGUGCUGAUUGGGUUCGCGGUGGCCAAGGUGCCAGUUACGGGGUUGAUGUGGACGAAUCUAAGGGUGGAGAGUAAGUGA